AUGGUUCAACUCAUCCUCUCCUCCACAAAGGGUAACCAGGGUGGCAAAUACUUUCCCUACAUUGGCUAUCUUGGUCUCACUCCAGUCCGCGUCGAAGGCAUCGUCCGCACAAAGCUAGACAGCGACCAGAAAACUCUCCCUUCCAAGUCCCUCACAAUCUCCGUCCGCUGCUAUGAGUCGCGUGUCGGUCGCGUAAACACCCUCCAUUCCAACAUCCUCGUCGACUACACUCAGACUCUAUGGUCAAAGCCAGACGACGUCGACUAUGAGAACGUCGGCGUCCUCGAGUACCCCUUUCGCAUCUGGAUACCGACCCAAACCCGUGGAUUCAGCACUGCCGUCUUUGUCGACUAUCGCUGCACAUGGAGGGUCGAGGCCAUUCUCAGUCAUGCACCAAUCACCGGCGUAGGCUUUCGCCAAGUACGCCACUUUGAACUCCCUCUGGUCCGCUACGACGUCCCAAGACCACUGAGACUCCCAGACUCACAGGACAUCGUCCUCGACCACCAGACCUCAAAGCCAAAGGCUCCCCGUAUACGCUACAGCCUCAGGAUGCCUGCAGCACCAACCGGGCCACUGGACCUAGUGUCAAUACCGUUGCACAUGCAACCGCUGGACCAUGGUGUGUCAAUACGAAGCGCGAGCGUCAUCAUCGAGCGACGAAUACAGUUACACGACCUGUCAGCUGCCAAUACUCCCAUGUUGUCCUCUUCCCCACCAUCAUCUUUGCCAUCAACAGCUGCGAAUCCUCCGCCAAACGUCUCGUCUUCCCCAGCACUGCCCAAUCCUCAAAAUUCUUAUUUUCCCUCACAACAUGAUUCGCCACAGCCCCCGCACGCUUCUAGCUCCCAUUACCAUCACCAGCCCACAUCUUCUACUUCAUCCCUAACUUCAUCCAAUCCGACCAUCACUCCAGAAACAGUAUAUCCCUCAAAUGCUUCAGUAAUGACCUAUUCCUCAGAACACCCCCUUCUAUCUUCAUCAACCGAUUACUCCUCGUCUUCUGCGGCUUCUUCGUCCCAGUCGGCCCAUCACACCGGUUUCGCCUCUCAACCUCCCACACCAAACGGAGCACAUGGUCAAUCCUCGAGUCAGACACCAUCAACGUCUUCCUCAUACUCCUCACCCUUCUCCUUCACCAAUAGCCUUCCUAGCAGGGAUAGCACCAAAGUCGUCGUAAACCUUAUCGUUGGCACCGAAACAGAAAAUUUCACACGAGAUUCCCGAGGUAUUUGGAGCAAGACCCUAACUCUGCAAUGGCCCGCGUCCAAAUCUCACAGCCGCUGGGCAAUUGGGGAAACCAUUAACUCGGAUCUGGUCUCUGUCAGAUUCUUCAUCACGGUUUCCUCGCCAUCCGGGGGUACAGAUACGAUCGAGCUAGCAGAAAAAGAACUUCUCGUCGUCUCCACCAACGAGUCGGAACGUCAGCUUGCGCUUGCCAAGUAUGCUGAGCUUGCAGAGUCGUCUUCUGGAGCGGCCAUUAGUUCAGAGUACAUGGUUCGGUCUAAAUCCAAGUCUCCUAGAAGGUUGAAGGAUGGCAAGCUUCCGCCUGAUCUCCCGCCUUCGCCUGCGUUGCCUCCUGGGAGUGGAGGCAGUAGGAAGCCCAAGACGCCUCGGAGGCCCCAUACGAGUGCUGGACCGAGAGACAAGUCGAGUUUAGGCAAGAAUUCGGGAGGGGUUGGGAGUACGUCGACUGUUGGUGUGGUUGAGCAGCAUAGGAAGAGGAGGUCCGAUCUUGGAUGGGCCCAUCCGAGUCUACAUCCUAACCCCCAGAACCCAGAUUACAACUCGUUAUGGGACGGUUAUGCGCGUGUCGAAACUUCAAAACCGUUACCUUCGCAUUUUGGGAAUCGGGAUAAAAUGAAGAGCUCGGAGAAGAAAGAGAAGGAGAAGAAGCCGGGGAGUAGUAGUGGGAGGUUGAGCAGUAAUAGUUUCUGGGCUGUUACUGCUCCGCCGCUGAAGCCCAAUUCGAGCGGGUCGAGGAGUUCGAGUUCGAGGGAGGACAAGGGGACGAGGAGUGCCGGUGCUGUGAUGAGUACCGCCAGUACGAGUACGACGGGGAGCACUUCGAGUGCGUCGAGUAGUUUUAGCGGGGCUGGGGUUAGACAUCGGUAUGCUGGUGCUGCGAAUGGCCAGGGGUAUGAUGGCGAGAUUGGACUCUCGUAUUCGUCGAGUGGGACGGAUGAGGAGGAGGAGAGAAGGCGGAGGAGGUUUCAGCAUCACCAACAGGGCAACGCGUUCCCGAGUUUAUCCUCUUCACCGCCAACUUCCAACUCGUCCUUCCCGCCGUCAAGUUAUCAUCCAAGAGAAAUGGGUGGUGGAAACAUGCAUGUGAGGGAGUGGGAGGAGGAGUUGGCGAGGAUUGAGGAGAAGAGUCGGAAGGAGAGUGAUGCAGCUGGGUUUGGGAGGAUGAGGAAGAGGUCGUUGAUGUCCGCUGUGAAGGGGUUUUUGUCGUCCGGGAAUUCGUCUUCGUAG
This is a messenger RNA of Coprinopsis cinerea okayama7#130, 2475 nucleotides long. RefSeq lists its product as hypothetical. The record is from RefSeq and is a predicted model, not a curated record. The transcript has 4 exons. Lineage: Eukaryota; Fungi; Basidiomycota; Agaricomycetes; Agaricales; Psathyrellaceae. The coding region runs from base 1 to 2475 and encodes 824 amino acids.